This is a messenger RNA of Emys orbicularis (European pond turtle), 2124 nucleotides long. Its product is annotated as solute carrier organic anion transporter family member 1C1-like. Bases 1 to 2124 code for a protein of 707 amino acids. Gene Ontology annotation, biological process: sodium-independent organic anion transport; bile acid and bile salt transport; transmembrane transport. NCBI's taxonomy places the organism in Eukaryota, Metazoa, Chordata, Testudines, Emydidae. Gene Ontology annotation, cellular component: plasma membrane. The transcript is spliced from 14 exons. The record is from RefSeq and is a predicted model, not a curated record. Gene Ontology annotation, molecular function: protein binding; bile acid transmembrane transporter activity.
AUGGAAACAAGAAUGAUUCCUGACCAAUCUAAAGACAAUCCACCUUUCCUGGACAGAAGUAUUGGACCACUUCCUGUCAAGAGAAUGUAUCCUUAUUUUUCUAAGUUAAAGAUAUUUCUUGGGGCACUAGCAUUCUCCUUUUUUGCCAAAGGAUUUUCUGGAAGCUACAUGAAGAGUAUGUCAACUCAAAUUGAAAGGAGAUUUGAAAUUUCAUCGUCAGUUGUUGGCAUCAUUGAUGGCAGCUUUGAGAUAGGUAACUUAAUGGUGAUGAUACUGGUGAGCUAUCUUGGGUCCAAGGUUCACCGGCCCAAAGUAAUUGCUGCUGGAUGUCUCAUCAUGUCAUUUGGAACAUUUUUAUCAGUGAUGCCUCAUUUCCUAAUGGGACGUUAUGAUUAUGAAAGAAUACCACUUACAGAGGACAAUUCUUCUACAAGUUUCUCAGCAUGUUCUCUAGCAUUACCUUUACAUCAUCCAACUUUAGAUGCUAUGGAAAUGACUAGAGAGUUGAAAAAUUCUGGAUGUGAAAAAGCAGCAAGCUCCUAUCUGUGGAUCUUUGUACUGAUGGGAAACCUUUUACGUGGAAUUGGUGAAGCACCUAUUAUGCCACUGGGGGUGUCAUAUGUUGAUGAUUUUGCCAAAGAAGAAAACUCAGCAUUUUACAUAGGUACCAUAAGAUCAUGUGGAAUGGUUGGGCCAACACUUGGAUUUCUGCUCGGAGCUUUCUGUGCUAAUCUGUGGGUAGAUGUUGGAGUGGUAGAUCUUGAGAGUUUAACCAUAAAUCCUAAGGAUACUCGUUGGGUUGGCGCCUGGUGGCUUGGAUUGGUGAUAUGUGGAGCAGUCAGUUUUCUGGCUUCAUUGCCUUUCUGGUUCCUCCCUUAUUCCUUACCAAAAGAAGGAGAAGAAAGAAAUUUGAAGAAACUGAGUGAAUCAUCUGUAACUAUUCAAGAAGAUCACUGUAAAAUAGAACCCCCAAGUCAACCACAGUUAAAAUUCUCAGAAGCAGUAAAAGAUUUCCUACCAACUUUGAAGAAACUUCUUGGGAACCCAGUCUUUCUGGUGUACUUGUUCCUCACUAUUCUGCAGUAUAAUUCUAUGGUUGGGUUGAUAACUUUUGAGACAAAGUUUAUGGAACAGCAAUUUAACGUAUCCGUGUCAAGAGCCAUCUUUCUAAUUGGUGUGAUACUUUUACCCAUUACAAUUCUGGGGAUGUUUCUGGGAGGCUUUAUCAUUAAAAAGUUCAAGUUACACAUAACUGGAAUGGCAAAAUUUGGAUGUGCCACCUUUAUAGCUGCAUACCUGUUAAACCUCUUGUACUUCACAUGUGAUUGUGAGGUGCUCCAGGUGGCUGGUUUAACAGUCUCCUACUCUGGAGUAAAACAAUCUUCCGUCCCAAAAAACAACUUAAUUGCCAGCUGCAAUUCUGACUGCAGCUGUGAAUUGAAUCAAUGGGAUCCUGUAUGUGGGGACAAUGGAAUCACUUAUAUGACCGCAUGCUUUGCUGGGUGUAAAUCAUCGAUCGGGACUGGAAAGAAUAUGGUGUUUCACAACUGCAGCUGUGUGCAAGCUGAAGGGCUUGAGAGUGGAAAUUUCUCUGCAGUUCUGGGACAGUGCCAAAGAGAAAGCUGUACUAAAACAUUUCCCUAUUUUUUGGCAUUACUGAGCACAUGUGCACUUAUUUUAGCUUUAGGAGGCACUCCUACAUACAUGAUUAUGUUUAGAUCUGUUUCACCAGACUUGAAAUCAUUUGCUGUUGGCAUUGACGCUUUGUGUGGAAGGAUACUAGGUGGACUUCCAGCUCCUAUUUAUUUUGGAGCUUUGAUAGAUCAGACCUGCUUGAAAUGGGGAACAAAGCGGUGUGGAGGAUCAGGGUCUUGCAGAGUGUAUGACACGAAAGCAUUCAGAAAUGUCUAUCUUGGACUCAUUGCAGGACUGAGGGCAGGAUGUUGUUUCUUAUAUAUAACACUCUUCAUUUUAAUAAUAAAACGAUUCCGACCAGAGAACAAUGAGCUGAUAGAUUUGAAAAGUACAGAAGUAUCAUCCAGGAAGGGAUCAACUAGUGGCAGUAAAAAUGAAACUUUUCCUUGUGCAAAAGCUUUGGAGGCAAAUGAAGAAACAUGUCUGUGA